UCAGAAGCGAGCAGCGAGAACUUGAACUGACUGCAACUUGAACUGCACCGACUGACAGACGCUCCCAACUGGAUCAGACUCUGUUAACUGCUUCGCUUGUCUCUCUAACCUCCCAGCCCAUCCAACAUCCACUCGUUCACUUCCUCCUCCCUUUGCCCCGGCACAUGAACGACCUCGCCUUCUCCACGCAGUCAGGGAUCUAGCGAGUCUUUUGGAGGGGUGUGGAUUUGUGGUGACGGCGUGAUACAAAUGUCAUUGACGCCGCGGGAAGAUCAAGAUCGGGCCAUUCUCUUCAACCCGCGCUUCUAAAGCCCUAACCGUUUACGCCGCUCGAGACGGGUUCGCAGUCUACUGAGCGUGCCCACGCCCGCGCCCGCCAAUAUGGAGGCCUUCCGCAACAUGGGAAACCAUCUGGUUUCCAACUCCGCCGCCGCCAUCAACGCCAGCGACGACAUCUCGACCGUCGACCCCGACGAAAGCGUCCUUAGCCUGGCCAAAGGCCCUCGGCGCCGCCAGCACGACGACGACGAGUCCGAAGGAAUCGAAGAGGACGAUCUGGAGAGUCUCGCCAGUGCCGCUGUGGACGGCAAUAAACAGGCCGCUAAAAAGGAAGAAGAAAAGGAAUUGCCUCCCCAUGCCUGCGCCUACUGCGGAAUCCACAAUCCGAGCUGUGUGGUCCGGUGCCUGACUUGCGGCAAAUGGUUCUGCAGCGCCCGCGGCAACACGUCCUCCUCGCAUAUUGUCAACCACUUGGUCCGCGCUCGACAUAAAGAGGUGCAACUACAUCCCAGCAGUUCUCUGGGCGAUACCGUGCUGGAGUGCUACAAUUGUGGAACCAAAAAUGUUUUCUUGCUAGGCUUCAUCCCCGCCAAGUCGGACACAGUCGUGGUUCUCCUGUGCCGCCAACCUUGCGCAGCCAUGCCUUCUUCCAAGGAUAUGAACUGGGACACGUCGAGAUGGCAACCCUUGAUUGAAGAUCGAUCGUUUCUGUCCUGGCUGGUGGCUCAACCGACCGACCAGGAGCAGCUUCGUGCCCGCCAUCUCAGCCCCCAGAUGAUUGCCAAGUUGGAGGAGCUGUGGAAGGAGAAUGCGUCGGCCACCAUCACCGAUCUGGAAAAGGCGGCCAACAUCGACGAUGACCCGGCCCCGGUGCUUCUCCGCUACGACGAUGCCUACCAGUACCAGAAUGUCUUUGGCCCGCUCGUCAAGAUCGAAGCCGACUAUGAUCGCAAGUUGAAGGAAAGCCAAUCUCAGGACAAUCUGAUUGUGCGAUGGGAUCUGGGGCUGAACAACAAGCACCUGGCCAGCUUUGUUCUCCCGAAGCUCGAACUGGGUGACGUCAAGCUCGCUGUGGGCGACGAGAUGCGGCUCAAGUACACGGGGGAUCUGCGCCCAGCAUGGGAAGGCGUUGGCUAUGUGAUCAAGAUUCCCAACAACCAGUCCGACGAAGUCACCAUCGAACUGCGCGCCAAAGGCGACCAUAAGUCAGUCCCCACGGAGUGCACCCACAAUUUCACCGCCGAUUACGUCUGGAAGGCCACUUCGUUCGACCGGAUGCAACUCGCCAUGAAAACUUUCGCUAUUGACGAGAUGAGUGUGUCUGGCUACAUCUUCCAUCGUCUCCUAGGGCACGAGGUGGCAGCUGCCCCGAUGAAGACACAACUCCCCAAGAAGUUCACGGUUCCCGGCCUCCCCGACCUCAAUAGCAGUCAAAUCAACGCAGUCAAGUCGGUUCUGCAAAAGCCCUUGAGUUUGAUCCAAGGACCCCCCGGUACAGGAAAGACGGUGACUUCGGCAACCAUCAUCUAUCAUCUCUCGAAAAUUAAUGGCGGCCAAGUUCUGGUUUGUGCGCCCUCCAACGUCGCCGUAGAUCAACUCUGUGAGCGCAUCCAUCGCACCGGCCUCAAGACUGUGCGAGUCACUGCCAAAUCUCGAGAAGACGUCGAGUCGUCGGUCAGUUUCCUGUCUUUGCACGAGCAAGUCCGCAUGAACGAUAGCAACGUCGAGCUGGCCAAGCUGAAUCAGCUGAAAUCGGAGCUGGGCGAAUUGUCGAGCCAGGAUGAGAAGAAAUACAAGUCGUUGACACGCGCGGCCGAGCGAGAGAUUUUGACCAAUGCAGAUGUCAUAUGCUGCACUUGUGUGGGUGCCGGAGAUCCGAGGUUGGCCAAGUUCAAAUUCCGCACCGUUCUGAUCGACGAGUCGACCCAAUCUGCCGAGCCCGAGUGCAUGAUCCCGCUGGUGCUGGGUUGCAAGCAGGUCGUUCUGGUCGGCGACCAUCAACAACUGGGCCCCGUCAUCAUGAACAAGAAAGCAGCAAAGGCUGGCCUCAACCAGUCCUUGUUCGAGCGUCUGGUCAUCCUGGGCUGUGCGCCCAUCCGCCUAAAUGUCCAGUACCGUAUGCACCCAUGCUUGUCCGAGUUCCCUUCGAAUAUGUUCUACGAAGGCUCUCUUCAAAAUGGCGUCACGAUGCAGGACCGCUUGCGCCCUGAUGUUGAUUUCCCCUGGCCCGUUGCAGAUUCGCCCAUGAUGUUUUGGUCGAACUUAGGCAAUGAAGAAAUCUCGGCGUCGGGCACAUCCUACCUCAAUCGCACCGAAGCAGCGAAUGUCGAGAAGAUUGUGACACGAUUCUUCAAAGCUGGCGUCCACCCACAGUCCAUCGGUGUCAUCACGCCGUACGAAGGUCAGCGCAGUUUCAUUGUCAGCUCCAUGCAAACCAAUGGCACCUUCAAGAAGGAAUUGUACAAGGAGAUCGAAGUGGCUUCCGUGGAUGCUUUCCAGGGUCGAGAAAAGGACUUCAUCAUCCUGUCUUGCGUCCGAUCCAAUGACCACCAGGGAAUUGGUUUCUUGAGCGACCCCCGUCGUCUCAACGUCGCACUGACCCGAGCUAAAUAUGGGCUGGUCAUUCUCGGCAACCCCAAAGUGCUUUCCAAGCAUCCACUGUGGCAUUAUUUGCUGCUACAUUUCAAGGAGCGCAAUUGUCUGGUCGAAGGCCCCUUGAGUAACCUGCAAAUCUCACUGCACCAGUUCAGCCGACCCAAGCAAUCAUACCGCGGACCCCAACGAUAUCAAAUGGCGUACAACCAUGCGAGCCACAUGGCGAGCGGCAUGAUGAACGGUGGGCGUGCCGGCAUGCGCAACGACUACCGCGACGGUAGCUCUGUUGUGGGUUACAUUCCUGACGAUGUGUCUUCAAUCCACUCUUCCGCCAUAGGUGGCGUGGGUGUUCCGACCGGCUAUCCUCCAAUGUUCCAAGGCUUCACCCCCGACACGUGGCCCGCCCUCCAAAACGCGCAGACUCGUCGCCAGAAUGGAAUCAAGCCGAGGGCAGUUCCAAGCAGUGUCGCUGGAGAGUCGACGGUUGCGACCGAGUCCGACAUAACUAGCAGUGUCGUCGGCCAAGGCGGCGUCAGCUUGGAUCAGCUGUCCAUCCAUGAUACCAAUAAGCAAACCAGUUACAACCAAGCCGAUCGACUGAAGCGCUAUGUCGAAGGUGGCAAUCCUGGCGCCGGCUAUGUGGGCAGUCACAGACUUGGAAAACUGAUGCAUGAGGACGAAGAUGCGCGCAGCAUUUCCACCGCCUUUGCCAGCCAAGUUGGCGGUGGCUACGAUUGAUGGAGCAUCGGGCGAGACGAGAGAAUAAAAUGAUAGAAGAGCUCAGUGGAGCAUAUCCUUAUGAUGCAGCCAUCAGCCCAGACCACGUUGGACCUGGCCAACUACAGGCAUAUUCGGAGUCAUGUCCGUCAGCCAGACCGGAUUCAGUGACGCAUCGGCCUCAAGGAGCCAACGCGCAUCGGCGCGGGGUCGGUAUUGGUGACGAUGCGCUACUGAAGUGAGCCGGACGAAACCCGUCGCAACAGGACGACGUUAGACGGAUAGUAUCAGAGUCAUGCAACCCGACCGCCGAGCAGCCGCGACAGAGAGUGGUUGUGGUUCGAUGCCGACAUUCACCACAUUUACCUACUUCAUCAGUUGUGGACGCGGCCAUUUCGGAUCAAGAAUGGCACCGCGGAGGUGGCAGGACGUGUGUUCAGCGAACCGAGGAAUUAUCCGGAGGGAAAUGGGCAGCGGGGAGAGUGGCCAGGACGGGAAUGCAUAUUCAGGUGGACAUUACUGAAACCAAGAUUGAGACUGAGAUUGAGAUUGAUAGUGCAGAUUGCGUUGAUUUUGAAAAACACGCACACUCGUUUAUAGCAAUCCAAAAAGUGGUUGCACUGCGGUUGACCAUAUCAAGAUACUUGCAGGUACUACUAGAUAGGAACCAUGAAUAUCAACCAGGUGAAACCACUA
Molecule: messenger RNA, 4287 nt
Organism: Exophiala dermatitidis NIH/UT8656
Lineage: Eukaryota; Fungi; Ascomycota; Eurotiomycetes; Chaetothyriales; Herpotrichiellaceae
Product: regulator-nonsense transcripts 1
Exons: 2
Coding region: 382-3612 (1076 amino acids)
Biological process (GO): nuclear-transcribed mRNA catabolic process, nonsense-mediated decay
Cellular component (GO): cytoplasm
Molecular function (GO): RNA binding; zinc ion binding; RNA helicase activity
Source: RefSeq, a predicted model, not a curated record